Messenger RNA from Spathaspora passalidarum NRRL Y-27907, 1824 nucleotides. RefSeq names its product ubiquitin-protein ligase. The record is from RefSeq and is a predicted model, not a curated record. NCBI's taxonomy places the organism in Eukaryota, Fungi, Ascomycota, Pichiomycetes, Serinales, Debaryomycetaceae. Gene Ontology annotation, molecular function: ribosomal large subunit binding; zinc ion binding; ubiquitin protein ligase activity. Gene Ontology annotation, cellular component: RQC complex; cytosol. The transcript has a single exon. Gene Ontology annotation, biological process: rescue of stalled cytosolic ribosome; ribosome-associated ubiquitin-dependent protein catabolic process. The annotation marks the transcript as partial.
UUGAGUAAUUUUGAGCUGCAAGAGAUCAAUUACACGAAACUUGUUAAAUCUUCAUUGAAAUUUGUGUCAGUAAUUAGUGGAAUGUCUCUGUUCUUGACUUCCAAGAAAUUGGAUCGGAUUAGACAGUAUGUGUUUUCUGAAAUCUUGGGUGUAAGAAAGGAAUCAGAUAUCGUGGAACAAGGUUUGAAAUGGUUAACUUACAGCAUUCUAUUUUACAAUAUUGAAGAUAAAGCUGACUUUUUACCAAUAAUGAAGUUUACCAUGGUUUUGAAUCAAAUAUCCAGCUGGUUUGACUCGUCUAUUGCUUAUGACCCAGAAUUCAUAGAUAUUAGAGUUCAAGUUGCCAGAUUCUUGGGAUUUGUUUUGCAGAAACAAAUUACUAUUCCCGAUAAUUAUUGGGAUUUGACAAAUCAAGUAUUAAAAGACAAUUUAGGUGUUAUUCAGGCUGACCCUGAACGAGCUGACUUGAAAUAUUAUACGUUUAAAUUAUACAAUUUGAUAAAUAAGAUUCUGAAAGAUUCGGUUGAAGAUGAUUACAAUGACCUUCUUGAAAUUUUCCUUGCUGAAGAUAGCAUUCAAAUAGAUAAUCAAGCAACUGUAUUGAACCAGCAAAUCUCACAACGAGCUCUUGAAGAAAGUGACAUUCCAACAAAAGUUCUUAUAAAUGAAAAGAUGAAAUUGGUUUCUACAUUUUCAUCUUCGAGACUGAUUCUGACUCAAAGGGUUACUGCUUCAUAUUUAAGGCAAGUACUUUUGAAAGAACAAGAAGAUUUUGUGGUAGAAUAUCAAUUACUGAAAUCCAAACUAGGUGAAGAUGAAGAAGGUGGUAUAGAAGCUAAAAUAUUGGAUGAAUUCAUAAGUAUUAUUAGAAAUAUGAAGUAUGUUGUUUUGGAAUUAGAUGAUUAUGAUUUUACGAAAUAUCUAUGGGCUUGGUAUUUGAUUUUCACGUAUUUUGAGGACUCGACAUUUAAAAUAAGGUCGGAUUAUAUCAAUCAAUUGUCCAAGCAUAAUGAACUUCAAGUUUUGUUUGAAUUCAUUGCCGAACAUAUGGACUUUAGUGAUAAAUUCUUCUCUAGUUUGGUAUUCAAGCAAGAUGAUGGUGUUAUUGAAAAUCGUAUUCCUAACUACGAUCUAAUAGAAACAGCACGCACAGAGGAUUUGAAGAAUGAAAUUAAAUAUCUCAUAGUUCAUAUUUACUAUAAAUGUUUAAAUUAUUGUGGCUCUCAGGUUCAAUAUUGGUUUAAGCAACUCCGUGAUAAGCAACUCAAAGGAAAGAUUGAGAAGUCAUCUGCCAAAUAUGUAUCUUCAAUUUUGAUUACGAAUAUCAUGGAACAAGUGUUACAAGAAAAGGACAAGAUUCAAGGAAAAGAAGAAAACUUGAGUAUUAAAGUUAAUCAAGUGACUAAUGAAAUCAGAACCACUUAUGUUAUUGAUGAGCAAAAGAUGGAAAUGGUGAUUAAAAUACCGCACAAUUAUCCGUUAGCUAAUGUCACAGUUGAAGGUCCGUUACGUUUGGGUGUUAAGGAGAAUCAAUGGAAGGCUUGGCUCUUGGCAUCUCAAAGAAUUAUUUCAUUAACCAAUGGGUCUAUUAUUGAUUCAAUCGAAUUGUUCUGUAAGAAUGUUAAUUUACAUUUCUCGGGAUUCGAAGAUUGUGCAAUUUGUUACUCGAUUCUUCAUCAAGAUUUGUCGCUUCCUUCAAAGACUUGUCCAACUUGUUCCAACAAGUUCCAUGCUGCUUGUCUCUACAAAUGGUUCAAGAGUUCGGGAAGUAGUACGUGUCCUCUUUGUCGUUCAGCUUUUAAUUUUAGAGUGGGGAGAUCUUAG